This is a messenger RNA of Symbiodinium natans, 2622 nucleotides long. Lineage: Eukaryota; Dinophyceae; Suessiales; Symbiodiniaceae. The record is from the annotation of a GenBank genome assembly.
AUGGCAGAGGAGGAGGGUGAAAUUGUGGAAGUGCCUUUGGAGCCGGCCCCAGAUGAGGAGGCGGAAGCGCCGCCAGAGGGCGAAGAAGCAGAAGCUGCGGAUGCCGCUGAGCCUGCAGAAGAGGUGGAAGAAGCUCCGCAGCUGACGGAGACGGACAUCCUGGUGCGAAUGGGCACCUGCCCUCCGGCUGCGGGUGAAAGCGGCCUGAAAGGAAUCUUCAUCAAUGCUAAGAACUAUUUAUCCCUCGGCUUGGUCGACGAAGUUGACGAAUCCGACGAUGUGCCCUUUUCUGGGAUGAAGUUGAAGCCCUUCUUUCACCUCGCAAAGUCUGAGGUGCUGGACCAGGUGAAAAGAAUGGGCUUUGCUUCAGACUACCACCCUCAGCAGAAGGACUUCGAGAAAUAUCCGCUAGAGGACAUUCUCGUCCUUUUCGACCCUACCAAAGCGUAUGGCGAAAAGCUGGUAUGGUGCACCACCGAGGAGGCCUACAAGCGGGAGAUGGAGAGACUAGCCGAGCUCCGCCAGGGCGUCAUGGACGAGUUCGAGAAAGAGAAUGCGCCGGGGGAAGAAGCUGCCAUUGAGGAUGAGCCGGAAGAGAACAUCGUCAUUCGUGAUCUCCCCAAGGAGUGCAAAGAGUGGAAAUCGGAAACGGCGGAGGCGACCCAUGACGAGGUUCGUACCUUCACUGUGCACAAUAGCCGCCCACUCCUUGAGAUCAUGAUCACAAGGCCUCGCAGCCAGUUUGGGAAGUCGACGAAGUUCAGUGACUCAGGUGAAAACAACCAGAACUGCAGACCGCAGAAGGACCAUAAUUUCGCUCCUCCAAAGAAAGAGCUGGAGAUCGGAAUCCAGGCUGUGAAGGAGACGAGAACGUGCUCCUGUCAAACUACUUGGUUCCGGCCUGUCAACAAGUCCACGCAGUACAUUCCUGGGGACUUCCUGCAGAAGGGCGCUGACCUUGGCUAUGACAAGGUAGAUGAGCUCUCCAUGUUCCUCUCCACGGUCAGUGUGGGAGUCGAGGAGGCGCUGCAGACGAAUGAGACGGUCGACAUCUUCCAAGAAGAGUUUGCACACUUGGGAGAGGAGGAGGCCGGCGCAGUCACGAAGACCCACUCCAAGCUCAAGGAGCAUCCGAACUUCCACGAUGUGACCUACACAAAGGGAAAGCGUAUCGAAUGGGUCGAGUGGGUCCCGGGCUCCUCUGACAUGGUCGUGUCCUCGUGCUGCGAGAACCUGGCAUUCGUCGACCGCUUGGAGAGCUCGGGCAAGGCUUCUGUCAGCACCGUGUUGGUCUGGUCUUUUGCAGAUUCCCUCAGCCCGCACGCCAUCCUGGAGUCUCCUUGGGAGGUCACAGUCUUCAAGUUUUAUCCUAGCGACCCGACCUUUCUCAUCGGUGGCCUUGGCAAUGGACAGAUUGCUGUCUGGAAGCUGUCCGCCACCGACCUAGGUUUUGCGGCCGCAAAGGCGACGAAUCACGCUGCGCGUGGUGGGAGCCUGGAGGAGGAGAAGAACUCCACCAUCCCGACAGUCACCCACCGCCAGAUGUCGAUGAUCGAUGAGUCGCACCGAAAAGCGGUGGUCGCCAUCGAGUUCAUGCCUGCGACUAUCGAGGUGGAGCGCCGUGGCAAGGGAGCCAGCGAGAAGAAUCCACCAGAUGCACCCAUCAAGUAUUUCCUGACAGUGGCAGGGGAUGGCCAGGUCAUGAUCUGGGAUUUCCAGGCCAUGCUUGACGCCAUCAAUGACAAUGACUUCCUCUGGCGUCCUGUCCACCGCGUGCAACUGCAACGCCAGGACAGUGGUACCGAGAUGGGUCUCUGUCAUAUUCUGCACUGCCACGAUCGUUUUGACGACAAGGGUACCAAGUUGCUGACGAACUUCUAUGCCAGCACAGAAGAGGGCGAAUUGCUUCUUGGGGAUUGGGCGGCCCGGGGAGAAGAGGACCGGAAGGCGGAUGUUGUGAAGAAGAUGUACAGCACCUGCAAAACCUUCCGACCUAUGCUUUCCCUGGAGCGAUCGCCCUUCUUUGAAGACAUCCUGCUGGGCGUCACAGAUUGGGCCUUCUUCUUGUUCAAGGACGGGCUCAGUGAGCACCUCUUCAUGUCUUCCUACACCUCGACGUACUACACCCGCGGUGUAUGGAGCCCCACGCGGCCUUCGGUCGUCUUCCUUGGCCUCGUCAGUGGUGGGAUUGACAUCUGGGACUUCAGUGAUCAGUCGCACAAGGCGUCCCUCUCCGACACGGGCGCGUCCGUGGCGAUCACGUCCAUGAUGUUCUGCUACCAUGGUGACAUCAAGGAAGGGCAGAAGCUGGCUGUCGGAGAUGCGCAGGGGCACCUCCACAUCCAGAAUAUCCCAAAGAACUUGAUCAAGCCAGGUGGCAGAGAGAAGGAAAACAUGAGGCGCUUCCUCGAUAGAGAGGAGAAACGCGUUAAAUACUUCCAGGAGCGGCAGCAGGAGCUGAGAGACCUGAAAGACCUCAUGGAGAAGCAGGCUCAGAUGGCAGCCGAUGGUGCCGGGGAGAAAGAGAAGGAUAAGGCGGAGGACAAUGACAAGGAAGACGCAGCCGAGGCGGCCUACCAGCGGCUGGAAGCCGAGGUGCGAGAGCAGCUGGGGUCCUUGUGA